UGCGUGAGUGAGUCGCCGCCGUGCGAACGGGUCUGCGUGCGCUGCGCGGGCGCAGAGUCGCCCGCGCGUCGCGCGGGCGACUCUGCGCCGCGUGAGUGGGUUUGUGCUGCGCGCGUGAGUCUGCGCGGCGGGGGCGCGUCUUGUCUGCGAGCGUUGGCGCGCGAGCGAAUCCGUGCUGCGUGAGCGAGUCCGCGCUGCGUGAGUGAGUCUGCGCUGCGUGAGUGCGUCCGCGCUGCGCGAGCAAGCCUGCGCCGCGCGAGUUAUUCUGCGCUGCGUGAGCGAGUGCGCGCCGCGUGGGAAAAAGUUUCUGAUUUAUUUGCUUUGGCGCCUUUCUAGGCCAGGUGUGUGUGUGUGGUGUUCGAGGCAGAUUUUUAAUAUUGCUUACUAGUAAUCUUAAUUUUUGGGGUGAGUUACAUGAGAUAUGUUGGAUAUUGAAAACCAUGAAGUAGAUUUUUUACAGUUUAUAGAUAUAGUGACGCUUGUACUUUAUCUAUAUCGUGAGUGUAUGGCGAAAGAGGCCGCGAUUUCUUGUGCACACCUCUGUUGUAGUUGCUUUUUGCCCCCCAUCACCAUCCUCUAUCACCCCCACCCUUGCUUUUCGUUUUCCUUUCUUUUCAAGUUUCUGUUUCUCAAUCAAGCUCGUGCAUUAGCAGAAAGCGCAUUCUCUUGCGAAGGUUUAGGAUUCGUCUUCACACGGAGGUAUGUCGACAGGAGGACGCGGAAGGUGUCCCUCUCGUGACGGGAUUUAUUAUGUGUGACUAUGUGUGGGACUAGUAGUAAGACUGGAGUCUCGAUGGCUGAGAGAUCCCCCGCACAAGAACUGACAUUUAAUUAUUUCCUUGAAGUCUGGAAUCCACUACAAUCCAGUCAAACUCUUGAUCUACCCUCCCCAAAAAAGGAGUUCGAAAAGUGUGCGUCUAUG
Molecule: messenger RNA, 922 nt
Organism: Amoebophrya sp. A25
Lineage: Eukaryota; Dinophyceae; Syndiniales; Amoebophryaceae
Source: the annotation of a GenBank genome assembly